AGAUAGAAAGAGCAUGCAGUGGUAGCGACCAGAGUACUAGUCUCUGGCCGGUGCUUGCAUUGCUAGGCAGGCAGGAUCAACACAGUACCGGCAGCCACGAUCGCACCACAUCCUCGCCGGCGACACAAGAUCGAUCAUGGCAGGAGGGACAACAUUGGAGUACACACCGACAUGGGUGGUGGCUUUUGUGUGUUCUAUUAUAGUCUUCAUAUCUUUAGCUGUCGAGAGAUUACUUCACUAUACUGGCAAGUAUCUCAAGAGAAAGAACCAGAAACCUCUCUUCGAGGCCUUGCAGAAGAUCAAAGAAGAGUUGAUGCUUUUGGGGUUUAUAUCACUCCUGCUGACGGUGUUCCAAGGACCUAUAGAAAAGAUCUGCAUAUCAAAGAAACUGGCCAGUCAUUGGCUGCCUUGUAAUGAAGAAGAGUCGGAGUCAACGUCAACGACUGCCCAUUUCCAGACCAGCAGCUUCUUCACUAGUAACUACUAUUCUCGGCAUCUGCUGCUUUUUCCAGCCGGGACUGCCCGUCGCCUUCUUGCAGAUGACUCCGAGACCUCUAAAUCCGGUUCCACCGGCACCUGUUCAGAGGGGAAGGUCCCAUUGCUAUCCACGACUGCAUUGCAUCAUCUACAUAUUUUCAUAUUUGUGCUAGCUGUGGUGCAUGUGUCGUUCUGUGCUCUAACCAUUAUUUUUGGAGGAAUUAAGAUACGUCAAUGGAAACAAUGGGAAGAUUCUAUAGUGAGAAAAGAGUACAAUCCAGAAGAAGUUUUGACAGAGAAGUUCACUGCCGUCCAAGACCAUGAAUUUAUCAGGGGUCGUUUUCUGGGUAUCGGAAAGAAUCAAGCUUUUCUGGGUUGGUUGAUUGCAUUUUUCAAGCAAUUUUAUGGGUCUGUGACCAAAACAGAUUAUAUGACAAUGCGACUAGGCUUCAUCAAGACACAUUGCAAGAGAAAUCCAAAUUUUAAUUUCCACAAGUACAUGGUACGUGCCCUCGAGGCAGAUUUCAAGAGAGUCGUUGGAAUAAGUUGGUACCUCUGGAUGUUUGUAGUCCUUUUCUUGUUGCUGAAUGUUGCUGGUUGGCAUGCCUAUUUCUGGAUAGCAUUCGUUCCGUUCAUUCUUUUACUUGCUGUUGGCACCAAGUUGGAGCAUGUUAUAAUCCAGUUAGCCCAUGAUGUCGCCGAGAAGCACAUCGCAAUAGAAGGAGACUUGGUGGUUCAACCUUCAGACGAUCACUUCUGGUUCCGCAGGCCUCGAUUGGUUCUCUUACUCAUUCAUAUCAUCUUGUUCCAAAAUUCUUUUGAACUCGCACUUUUCUUCUGGAUAUGGAUUCAAUAUAAAUUUGAUUCCUGCAUGAUGGGGAAAAUUGGUUACGUUAUCCCAAGACUUGUAAUCGGAGCAUUUGUCCAGUUCGUCUGCAGCUACAGUACGUUGCCACUGUACGCAAUUGUCACACAGAUGGGAACAUCUUUUAAGAACGCAAUAUUCGACGAACACGUACAAGUGGGACUUGCUGGGUGGGCUAAAUCGGCAAAAAAGCACCAGGCGGCUUUGAGGAAGGCAGCUACUAAUGGUAACGGCAGUAGUAGUGGUUCUAGCAAAGUCAGUCAUAGCAGCAAAUACAAAUUGCACAAAGAAGAGGCAACUUCUGUGUCCAACACAACAUCGGGGAAACUUGAAUUGGCUCAAGUUUCCGUUCAUGCGGGAGAAAUUCAGCCUCAUCAGCAGCCACCCGCCAAUGAUCAUGUAUAAAAAUUCAAUCGAUGGAUCCACCAAAACAUCUGAAUGAUCGAUUGAAAAUCAUUUGAUGGAACCAGAAGCAGCUACAUGAGUACCUUUCAUUUAUGUUCUCCUUGCCACUUCUUCCUCUCCCAUGGCACAAUUGUCUUUCCUUCUCUCUGCCCGUUUUCUUGUAAGUUGGCCCUUUAAACGAGAGCGUAUUCAGCGCACCCGUCCAUCUUCGUCGUCCAUUUGAUGCGGACUUUUGACUUUUUAAAAUGGACGGCUGAGAUGGACGAGUGCGCGACGCACCCGGGUGCGCUGUAUAAUUUUCACCUUUAAACAUGUAUUGUAGAGCUAUACACUCUACCGGCGAGCUGCUUAAUUUUCUUGUGGAUUUUGUUUCUACGCAUGUUAUGAUCAAACAUACUUUGUUCUUAGAACAAUACAGGCAAUACUAAAGUAAAGUCAAGAACACAAUUAUAACAACC
Messenger RNA from Fragaria vesca subsp. vesca, 2205 nucleotides. RefSeq names its product MLO-like protein 1-like. NCBI's taxonomy places the organism in Eukaryota, Viridiplantae, Streptophyta, Magnoliopsida, Rosales, Rosaceae. The transcript is spliced from 14 exons. Gene Ontology annotation, cellular component: membrane. Gene Ontology annotation, biological process: defense response. Bases 137 to 1747 code for a protein of 536 amino acids. The record is from RefSeq and is a predicted model, not a curated record.